UUUGCUGUUGCUCUGGUUGUUCUUACUGCUGGUAAUGCUGGACCGAACCAGGAACGGAGGCAGGCUCAGUCGUCCUCCUGCUUUGGAGGCUUUGAUCUCUACUUUGUUUUGGACAAGUGAGUUACCUGACACACUUUGCCUGGCACUGUUACAGCGAAAGCAUGAAUAGGAUGGUUUCUGUUGACAUAUGAAAGCUGUUUAUGUUAAUAUAUGUGCCAAACAUUAGAUGAUGUAACAGACUGAAUGAAUGGAAUCAAGAGUGACUCUAUUAUUCCACUAACUUGUUUCAUGUUGGUGGCCUUUAAAGGGUACCAUGACCAAAUGCUAUAUGCAUAAUGUAUACAAAUGCAUACAGAAAUAUGCAUCAUCUUAUGCUGUUCUUCUUCCAGCAAAACUCAUCCUGUCUGCCAAACUAUUUUUAUGACGUCACCACCAGUUCUGCCCUCAUUAUGCUUCUGCUGUCAUGUCAUGCAGGAAAAUGUUUGGAUUGAUGGUGCAAUGCUCUGACAGGGCCUAAUCUACAUUUCAGCAUGUCAUAUGUCUACAGAGGGUAAUGAUUAGUGGUGUGUUAGGAGAUCUCUCAUUCAUGAGUCAAACACAGGAUGCGCAGGCUGCAAGCGCUGCUGUUGACUGCUGGUGUUCAUCUCUCUAUUAUAUGCCGUGUGGACAUUGUUUUUAAUGGCAGAAUCUCCCAUCAGUUAAAUAAUCAAAAUACUUUCUGCAUCAUUAUGUUUCCUCAUCCGUUUAGAUCUUUGUUGAAGUUUGAAGUUUAUUAAUGGAAUGCCCCUUGAGAUGUAGCAUCUCGUUUUCAAGGGGGUCCAUAAACACAUACAUAUAUAAACACAAUUUACAAUGACAUACAUAAGUGCACACAUUUACACAUAAAGACACAUACCCACACACACACACACAUGUUUGUACUUCUAUCUUAGUGAGGACAUCCAUAGGCGUAAUGCAUUUCCUAGGGCCUUACCCUAACCUUAACCAUCACAACUGAUUGCCUAAACUUAAUCCUUACCCUAACCCUAACCAAACCUCAAUUCAUACCUGUUCUCUAAAAACAACUCUUCACCCUCAAACAUGGCUGUUUCAAAGUGAGGACCGGCCAAAAUGUCCUCACUUUGUAAAAAUGUCCUCACUUUGAUAGUUAAAUGCAGAAAAUGGUACUCACCAUGUAGCAAGUACAAGAACACACACACCCACACACACACACACACACACACACACACACACACACACACACACACACACACACACACACACACACACACACACACACACACACACACACAGGACAGACAUGCUCCAUUGUUCCCUCACCCCACAAUCCUCAAUGAAUUCUAAAACAGGUGCCACCAACUCGGUACCAAUGAGGCCAGAUAGCCUUUUAGAGAUGUGUUUGUUUCUUUCUUUGUCAUGGUCUGUGUAUCUUAAAUGGGAGCUAAGAUGUUUGACCUCCCAAAAUGAGAGGUUAUUUGGAUACAUUAGAGUUGAUUUAGAAAUUAUUUCUAUGUUUAUCUAACCUGGUUAUCUUUGUGCUUUCUUUCAGCAAUGCAACAUGGAGACCUGACUUAACCCACCUCUUUGUUUGCAGUGUUUGCUUGAUAGAAUUAAUCGAUUCUUUUUUUGAUGCUGCAUGAUAUGGCUUUUAGUUUAUUAUAGUUUUUGAAGUUAUCUGGAGGGAAUAGAUGAUGCAUUUGUCAGUAAACCUUUAAUUAUCGUGCUCUACAUAUGUAGGUAAGCAAGUAGUGAGCAGUCUCAUUCAUCAAAGCUAGACUCAAUUAAGACUUGCAGGCAAACAACUUUAUAUUGUGCACAAAUAAGCAUACACUUCCCUUAGCACUGAGAUUUCACUUACCCGGGCUGUUGCAUUUGGACUCCAACAGAGGACCUACUUUAUGACAUUUGUGUUUUGUAAGUCUGGCUUAAAACUAUUUGUUUUUGCCGUAAGCCAAAAUGCUUGCCAAUUAGGUCAAGCUCGAAGUUAUCCAACUCAUUAAACUCAUCAUUUUUCUUAUUUGAAGGAUGUGAUUGGAUUUCUGUGUAGCUCCACUGUUUACAGAGUUCCCACCUCCAGAGAUGGAGAUAUAUUUUCCAGUUGUCCUAAAGUACAUGUCAGUGCCAACUGACAGACCCACUGCUACUUCUCAGAGGAAAAAUUAGGCAAUUCUGUGUACUACAGAGUAAUUGAUAGUGUUAGCCAUGUUUUAACUAUGCAGGUUUAUAUGUGACCUGACAGCAUUUAUUGUUUGGCAUUAGUGCACUGAAUUAGCUUCUCUUAUUUUCUUUACUGUCUUUUCUCCAGGCGGGACCUUAUAUUUCCUCUUAGUAGUGAUGCCCUCCACCUGCCCUUACUGUCCUCUGGCACUAUCUGCCUGAUCUCUGUUCUCCUCUUCUCUCUCUUCUCCAUGUCUGCACUGCCUUUCUCCAUUUGGUCCAGAUGUUCCAGCGUUUCAGCCUGCUGGCUGGGCUGUUUGUGCUGGGACUUGUGUCAUGAUCUGGGAGUGUGCAGAACCACUGGACUGAAAUCUACCACUUUGUAGAACAUCUAGCUCAUAAAUUCAUAAGCCCACAGUUGCGGAUGUCCUUCAUUGUGUUCUCCACUGAGGGACGGAUCUUAAUGAGCCUGACAGAAGACAGGGAACGCAUUCGUAACGGUCUGGAGGAGCUCCAGAGGGUUCUUCCAGGAGGAGACACUUUCAUGCAUGAGGGCAUCCUGAGGGCGAGUGAGCAAAUAUACUAUGGAAACACUGAAGGUUAUCGCACCGCCAGCGUUAUCAUAGCUCUGACGGAUGGAGAGCUGCACGAGGAUCUUUUCUACUAUGCUGAGAGAGAGGCCAACCGCUCCCGAAGUCUGGGUGCUUCAGUUUACUGCGUGGGGGUGAAGGACUUCAAUGAAACACAGCUGGCAAAGAUUGCUGACAGCAAAGACCACGUCUUCCCUGUAAAUGACGGAUUUGAGGCUUUGCAAGGGGUCAUUGAUUCGAUCCUUAAGAAGUCCUGUAUCGAGAUCUUGGCAGCGGAGCCCUCCAGUAUCUGUGCAGGAGAGUCCUUCCAGGUGGUGGUGAAAGGAAAUGGAUUCCUCCACGCGCGAAACGUCGACAAAGUCUUGUGCAGCUUUCGAAUCAACGACACCUUAACUAAGAUGGUGAAGCCUUUGAUUGUAGAAGAUACAUAUCUGCUCUGUCCUGCACCGGUGCUCCAAGAUGAGGGGAUGACAGCAAAUCUUUACGUCAGCAUGAACGAAGGCCUCAGUUUCAUCUCCAGUUCGGUCACUAUUACCACAGUGAGCUGUUCUGAUGGGACCAUCCUGGCCAUCGCUCUACUCAUCCUGAUGCUGCUCCUGAUCUUGGCUCUGCUCUGGUGGUUCUGGCCUCUCUGCUGCACUGUGAUCAUCCAUGAGCCCCCACCACCGGCUGUGGAGGAGAGUUCGGAUGAUGAGGACUUUGAGGCACCUAAAAAGAAAUGGCCGACUGUAGAUGCCUCCUACUACGGAGGAAGAGGAGUAGGGGGAAUCAAAAGGAUGGAGGUCCGCUGGGGUGAGAAAGGCUCCACUGAGGAAGGAGCAAAGCUGGAAAAGGCCAAAAAUGCCAAAGUAAAGAUGCCUGAGCAGGAGUAUGUGUUGGCCCCCACUCGGGUUCUCAACAAUGGCAUGCACAAACCCCCCGGACCGCGCAAGUGGUACUCACCCAUCAAGAGCAAACUGGAUGCAUUAUGGGUGCUUUUAAGAAAAGGCUACGACCGUGUGUCUGUGAUGAGACCUCAUCCAGGUGACAAGGGCAGAUGCAUGAACUUCACCCGCACUAAAUCUCCCCCUCCUCGCUACCCACACAACCAUCACACAUCUCCCAUCUACAACCCCUCCAGCAAGAACCCACCUGCCCCCCAGGGCACCCUCCCACCGACCCCCAGCAGCCCUCUAUCAACUCAGUCGUUUUCCUUCUCCACCCUUCCAUCGCUGCCUCCGACGCCUUCCCCCACUUCUACCACUCCUUCACCUCCCAUCACUCCUCCCCCUUACACGCCACCUCCCAACCGGGCUCUUCCUCCGACCACCCUGUACAUACCUGCUGCACCGGAGCUCCCGCCAACCCCUCCGCCGUGCGCCUCCCCAACCGGCCCGCUGCCUCCUCCCCCACAGGGACCUCCUCCCGGGCGAGCCCCUCCACCCGCCCGCCCGCCGCCCCGGCCCAGCCUGUAGAGCUCUGGCAGGAGACAGGAGAGCAUCACACAGGAUUGGAAACGGAAACGCAGAGUCUUACCAGCGUUCAUAAACAUCCUUGAUUGCACCUGCUAGCGAGGAUAUGUGAGUGCCUUGUGCCACGCUCAGUGGGCUGUGGACUUUCUGCCUUGUGAAGAGGAGCAGCGAGGGGCUUGUUUUCAGCUAUUUGUCUACAGGGACUUUUGUACACAUUUAGCCCAACAGUGCAAUUGCUUGGAUGCUUGAAUUACAGAGACACUCCCUAUAAAUGAGGCCAUGCAGGUCAGCUCAAAAACAUUUGCCUCCAUGGUCCUCAGAGGUGCUGCAGGCCCUGUUGCCCCCUCCAUGAACACCCCAGAUUGGAUGAAUCCUGACCAAGAAGAGGAACAAUAAGCUCAUACUAAUGCCUCCGUACUUAUGGCCAACACAGGGAGCACCGCUGUGGUCAAAAUGGUCAUGACACUAAAACAUGUGCCUGUCUAAUAUUUCUAUUUGUCCUAAAAAAGAGAUCAGAGACUCAAACAUUCCCACACAGCAGAUUUAGGAUGAUUGUUUUGACCGUUUUCAAUUCUUGAAUGUUGAGCAACUGCAUGCAAUAGUGCUUGAGUCAGCAUUUUUUUCCUUUUUUAAGUAACAUUUGUACUUGUUUUAUACAAAUUAAAUACUUUUUUAUUUGUAUUUUUUUUAUUGUCGUGUAGACUACAGUCUUUGAGUUUUAAUGUUAAAGUUAGGAAGAUGAUCAUGAAACAGCAAUGCAACAUAUCCGAACCUCUUUUGUUCAUUUUUUUUAUGAUACUCAAGCAGCCCAGUGUGAGUCAUAGCUGGUCUGGUUUUUGUGCUCAUCAAAAUAAACAAUAAAUUGGGAUUUACAAGACACCAUUAGCUCUAUUGCUAUAACUGAGCUGACCAAGAUGACUGCAAUCACAGCUGUAAUUAGCAUAGCAUGUAUCAAGAUGUGGAGGAAUGUGUCCAAAUCAGGGAAAAGCUUUGCACACCGUCUUGCUCGUCCACCCACGGCUUCUAGCAAAGUUUUAUGUAAAUAAUAUAACCAUGCGUGUUCAGAUAUUUGUGUGUCUGUGUGUGUCAGGAAGAACGUGAGAGUCUAGUCUACUAUCACAGCAUCAGUUUUAUCACCUUGGACAAAAUUUGCUGUUUUGUUUUUUUGCAGAAAAUGUUUUCAAUUCCUCGGAGCGUGGAUCAUGAUCAAAGCUGUUUCAUGUGUCAUUAAUAAGAAGCUGCUCUUUGAAGAUGAUCAGAUGAGUCCCGGCGGAAUGAAAAGCAGAUUUCAAGGCCGUGUUUAGCAAUCAGAUAAGCGGCGAGAGAAAAGAGUCUAAAUGCCAGAAUUGAAACGACAGUAUGUAACCUUCCAUCGGUACAGCAUCGAGACACCUUUUUCUGCUUAAUUCAAAAUGCAAGUAAACAAUUUAAGCGUAUAAAACUCGA
Acanthochromis polyacanthus (spiny chromis) is the source of this 5644-nucleotide messenger RNA. Its product is annotated as anthrax toxin receptor 1-like. Bases 2582 to 4201 code for a protein of 539 amino acids. Lineage: Eukaryota; Metazoa; Chordata; Actinopteri; Pomacentridae. Gene Ontology annotation, cellular component: membrane. The transcript has 18 exons. The record is from RefSeq and is a predicted model, not a curated record. Gene Ontology annotation, molecular function: signaling receptor activity.